Messenger RNA from Fusarium keratoplasticum, 1245 nucleotides. RefSeq lists its product as uncharacterized. The transcript is spliced from 2 exons. NCBI's taxonomy places the organism in Eukaryota, Fungi, Ascomycota, Sordariomycetes, Hypocreales, Nectriaceae. The coding region runs from base 1 to 1245 and encodes 414 amino acids. The record is from RefSeq and is a predicted model, not a curated record.
AUGGCUCCUCUCAUCCUCCACAACGUCCCCGACGACGAGUGCUACAUUGGCGACGAUGGCAUCAAGCGGCCAUACGCCAUGUAUUUCAACCAACAAGAUGGCCCUCAGGGAAGCACUCGUUCUCGUCGCACCGUCGCCGAGUCUGGCUCGUUUGGUAAAUCUACUCGUCGUUCCCGAUCACGAACAGGGACACCCGCCCGAAGCCGCGAGAAUCCCACCCUCGCCGCCGCAGACAAGCUCUUUGGCGACUGGGUUAACAACCAGGCCGCUGCCGCUCCCGCGCCUGCCGUCCAGCGUAAGAACAGCGGCAUGAUGCAGGAGGAGGCAGCCGCCCAGCGACCCGUCACGUCUACCCCCGUCGAGGUUAUCCUCCGCGGUUACCGAUCGUCCACCCAGCAGUACGCUGCCAUCUCGCGAUACGAAGGGCUGGCUGGUACCAUCCUCGAAGAUUACCCCCGCGAGCCUCCUGCGACUCAGCGCCGGUACAAGUCUGAGCUUCGAGACCCUGCCUUCACGCGACGCCGGACCUUGACCGCAGACGAGCGAGCGCUGGUGAACCGGGCAGAUGGUGGAGAGCACUGGGUCAAGGUCACAUUCGGAAGCAGCGAGGCUGGCGAGACGGCCAUCUAUGCCAGCCCUCAGAGGAUACUGGGACACUUGGUGUAUGCUGAGCCUUACCGAGGACACCCCCCUGCCAAGGACGAAGCUUGCCCCGAUGUUGACAACGUUGUCCCCGACCAUUCGCGAUCUCAGAGCAUGCCCGCUCCCACUCCUAGGACCAAGAGCUUUAGCGGAAUGCCUACUUCGUUCAACAGCCGUCUCCUCGACCUUUCUCCUCCUCACUCGCAAACAUCAAGCCUCACCAUGGACACGGGAACCAUCAGCCAGUCGACCGCAACCGUUACCGAACCGCUACCCCAAAGCACCACCACAGGCAUCGAGCCAAUCGAGAUCCAAGAUGAAGAUAGUGUCUUCUGUCGUCGCAUCCCUACCGCCCGCCGUGCCACCCUUCUCCCCGCUGAGCAGGCACUUCUUCCACAGCAGACGGUCAUGCAGCGGUUGGUCAAUGCCAUCCCCUUUGUCAAGUGGUUCGGUGGCAGCAUGAUUGGUAACGAGGUUCCCCGUACCGAGACAGGCGAAUUCGACUGGACUCGCGCGAGUUUGUACUGGAAGCUCAUCUGGUGGCUGGAUGCCACGUUUGGACUGUUCAGUGGUGAUGUGCUCAAUGCCGACAAGGAUGACUAG